CAGCAAGUUUAAAGUCCCUGGUCUCUCCUCCUCCUCCUUUUCCUCCUCCUCCUCCUCCUCCUCUCCUCCUCCUCCUUCCCUCGCUCCAGACACCAGCGCGGGCCGAAGAACGAUGAGAGGCUGAUUGUUUGCUCCAGCUCCCAUUCGCAUCCCCUCGCCUAUAAAUACCGGGGAGAAGAAAAGCCGUUCCCUCCGCCUCCCCAGGGCCGCUUUUCCUUUCCGACGGCCCGACCUGCCCGAUGGCACCGCCCGGGUGUCGCAGCGCCUGAGACCCCGCUGCCCGCCUGACCCUUCCAGAGGUGCAGCCCGCACUCCCCGUCCUCCCGCACCACCCCGCCCCAUCCCCAGUAGGAAACGAGCCCCUCUCUCUCCACUUGGCCCCCUCCCCCCCGGUUUCGCCCGUAUCUCUCUUCCCGCCGGCGCCCAGGAAAGAGAAGAAGAUGCGAUUCACGCCGCCGGGGCUCCUGUUCGCCCAGCUCCUCGCGUGCAUCUACUGGAGCUGCCUGUGGCCCGCCGGCUGCCAGCAACAGCAGCCGCUGCGCCGGGAUCCCCCGCCGCCCCCCGCCGGCUGGAGGCAGCGGAUCCAGUGGGAGAACAACGGGCAGGUGUACAGCCUGCUCAGCCUGGGGUCCCAGUACCAGCCCCCGCGGCGCAGGCAGGCGGCGGAGGCGGCGGGCAGCCCCAUCCUGCUGCUGCGGAACAACGGGACGGCGCUGCCCCGCAGAGCCGCCACCCGCGCCGCCGCCGCGCAGCCACAGCCCCCGCCCGCCGCCGGCACCCGGGGCGGCUCCGGUGCUCGGCACUGGUUCCAGGCCGGCUACCAGCCUUCCUCCGGGGGCCGUGCCGCCGCCGGGCAGCGCAGCCAAGCGCCCACCAGCCCCGUGGCCAGGAGUGCCUCCUCGGGGGCGUCGCGACCCAGCGACCCCGCCAGCCCCGCCACCGACGGCAACGGGAGCAGCACCGGUGCCGGGGGGCUGCCGCCCCUCGGCAGCUUCAGGCCCGGGCGGGAAGAUGUCAUGGUAGGAGACGACCCCUACAACCCCUACAAGUACACGGACGAUAACCCCUACUACAACUAUUACGACACCUACGAGAGGCCCCGCCAGGGCAGUAGGUACAGACCCGGCUACGGCACCGGCUACUUCCAGUACGGUCUCCCUGACUUAGUCCCGGAUCCCUAUUACAUCCAGGCGUCCACAUAUGUCCAGAGGAUGUCCAUGUAUAACUUGAGAUGUGCUGCCGAGGAAAACUGCUUGGCAAGUUCAGCUUAUCGAGCAGAUGUCAGAGAUUAUGACAAUCGGGUGCUCCUGAGAUUCCCCCAAAGAGUGAAAAAUCAAGGCACAUCAGAUUUCCUGCCCAGCAGACCCCGUUAUUCAUGGGAGUGGCACAGCUGUCACCAACAUUAUCACAGCAUGGAUGAAUUCAGCCACUAUGACUUGUUGGAUGCGAGCUCACACAGAAAAGUUGCUGAAGGACACAAAGCAAGUUUCUGUCUCGAAGAUACCUCCUGCGAUUAUGGAUAUUACAGGCGGUAUGCAUGUACAGCACACACGCAGGGUCUGAGCCCUGGCUGUUACGACACUUACAAUGCUGACAUAGAUUGCCAGUGGAUCGAUAUUACAGAUGUAAAACCUGGAAAUUACAUUCUGAAGGUGAGUGUAAACCCCAGCUAUUUGGUGCCUGAAUCCGAUUACUCCAACAAUAUAGUGCGCUGUGAUAUCCGCUAUACAGGCCACCAUGCAUACGCCUCUGGCUGCACAAUUUCACCGUAA
Myiozetetes cayanensis is the source of this 1772-nucleotide messenger RNA. RefSeq names its product lysyl oxidase (gene LOX). Gene Ontology annotation, biological process: peptidyl-lysine oxidation. Bases 441 to 1772 code for a protein of 443 amino acids. NCBI's taxonomy places the organism in Eukaryota, Metazoa, Chordata, Aves, Passeriformes, Tyrannidae. Gene Ontology annotation, molecular function: protein binding; copper ion binding; protein-lysine 6-oxidase activity. The record is from RefSeq and is a predicted model, not a curated record. The transcript is spliced from 6 exons.